This is a messenger RNA of Petromyzon marinus (sea lamprey), 3325 nucleotides long. It is a transcript of the gene KRI1, whose product is annotated as KRI1 homolog. Gene Ontology annotation, biological process: endonucleolytic cleavage in ITS1 to separate SSU-rRNA from 5.8S rRNA and LSU-rRNA from tricistronic rRNA transcript (SSU-rRNA, 5.8S rRNA, LSU-rRNA). The record is from RefSeq and is a predicted model, not a curated record. NCBI's taxonomy places the organism in Eukaryota, Metazoa, Chordata, Hyperoartia, Petromyzontiformes, Petromyzontidae. Gene Ontology annotation, cellular component: nucleolus; 90S preribosome.
GGGGAGUGGGGAGAGGAGUGUGAGGAGUGUGAGGGGAGUGUAAGGAGUGUGAGGGGAGCGUGAGGGGUGUGAGGUCUUUAGAAAUGCGCCGCACGGUGCCCGGGACGCGACGCGGGGCCCGAGGGAAGCCGCUGAGUUUCCGUCAUGGGAAUGUGGACAGCUCAGAAGAGGACGACUCAAGCUCCGAGAGUGAGGAGGAAAAUGUGGUUUUCUCACCCAAGGUGGAGCGACAGUUUUACCGAACUCUGUCCCUGCUGAAGAAGCGAGACCCCCGAGUCUACGAGCAGAGCGAGCGCUUCUACGAUGACGAGGCCGAGGAUGAGGACAAUGACAUGAAGGCCGAUAGCGAAAAGAGGAAUUCCAGGCGUGCAGAGCGAACUCCCCUGUACAUCCACGAUUACGAGAGGAAAAUCAUCCUGGAGCAAGAGGGGAAAUACAAAGAUGAAGAAGAUGAGGAUGACGAUGUUGAUGAAGUCAUGAAGCAGAGGAGCGCCUCGCCCACCUACAUCGAGGAACAGAAGCAGCUGAAAGCCAGCUUCAAGAAGUUCAUAGAUGGCAGCGAUGACGACGACGAUGCCAGUGGAGGUGGAGCUGAUGAAGAAGCAGGAGGAGGAGAUGGUGGAUUCCUGAAGAAACGCGUCAAGAGCAACGAGGAGAAGGAGGAAGAGGAGCUUGAUUACCGAUUAUGGCUGAAAGGCCAAGCUGAGCAGGCGGAAGGAGUGGAGGACAUGGACUUCCUGCACACCUACUGGAAUGACCCGAGUCUGGACGAGGGCGAGAGAUUCCUCAAGGACUACGUUCUCAACCGCAAGUACAUCGACCGCGGCAGCCGUGGCGACGAAGAUGGUGAUGACGGUGAUGACGGUGAUGGUGACAGUCAGCAAGGAACACGCAAGAAGCAGCAGCAGGAGCAGCAGCAGCAGGAGGAGGAGGAGGAUGGUGCCGACUCUGAGUGUGAGGAGGAGGGAGAGGAGGAGGGAGAGGAGGAGGCCUUCCUCAAGAAGCAGGAGGAGUUUGAGAGGAAGUUCAACUUCCGCUUCGAGGAGCCUGACGCUCACCUGAUCAAGUCCCACCCACGUGCCGUCGCUGCUUCUGUGCGUCGCGCCGACGAGCGUCGCAAGGAGCGCCGGGCCACCGUGAAGGCACGCAAGGAGGAGGAGAGACGCCGCAGGCUGGGGGAGGUGGUGCGUCUGCGCUCACUCAAGCGGCGAGCCGUGGAGGAUCGCCUCCGCACGAUCCACGCGGCGUCGGCGAACGCACGGCUCGGCUCGGAAGGGAAUGCGUUGCUCCACGGGGACUUUGACCCGGAGGCCCACGACGCCAUCAUGGCGAAAUUCUUCGAUGAUGAAUAUUACGGAGAAGCUGACGCAGUGAAGCCAGAAGGUGACUGGAGUUUGGAUGAAGAGGAGAUUUCCGACGGAGCAGACCUAGGGUUGGACGAGCCACAUUGUGAAGAUCCAGAUUUUGUGAUGGAUGCAGAUUAUGUACCGGGCGGACAUGGGGGACAGAAUUUAGACACCGAGGACACGGGGACACGGAAACGCAAAGGCAAGCGGCGGAAAUACGUGGAGCUCCCUGCGGAUGAUUCAGAGCUGCACUUUGAGUCUCUGGUGGGGGACCUGCCGUGCCGUUUCCGGUACCGAGAAGUCCUCCCCAACGACUUCGGACUCACCACAGACGAGAUCCUCAUGGCGGAGGAUCGGGAGCUGAACCAGUGGAGCUCACUCAAGAAGACCUGCAUGUACCGCUCGGAGGAGGAGGAGCUCCGUGAUUUGAGGGUGGCUCGCAAGCGCGCUCACGACUGGCGGAGAAAGCAGAGAAUCCUCAAGUCCCUCACGCAGAGUGCCGAGCAGGGAGAUGGCGGUAGCGGCGGCAAGGGCGGCGGCGAGGAGAGGGGCGAGCAGAGGGGCGACCGUCGCGCCCUCGUCGCUCCGUCGCCGUCCAAGCAGGCGGGAAGUAAAGUUUGCAAGAGGCCGGCACCGGGCAAGGAGAAAACGACUUCCCACGCGAAGCGUCCGGAGCGUCACGGCCGGAGGAGCAAACGCAGCGAGGAGGAGGAGGAGGAGGAGGCGGCGGCAGGCAGCGCGGACGACGAAGAAUGCGAGGAAGGCGGCGAGGACGGCAACAAGGCCGAGGGCGGCGAGCAUCGGCGCGGGAAGAACGUGAAGGCCGACGGUUCGGCCUUCACGCCUCAUCCUGCUGCUGCUGCUGCCGCCCCCGUCAAGAGGAAGCAUCUCGCUGUGGCAAGGAGCGGAGGCAACAACGCCGCCGCUCCGUCGCCCGUUAAGAAACGUCGCCCGAGGAAUCGGUUGGAGAUGCGCGGGGCGGCGAGGGGGGCGGUGAGGGGGGCGGUGAGGGGGGCGGUGAGGGGGGCGGUGAGGGGGGCGGUGAGGGGUGCGGUGAGGGGGGCCCACCGCCACCACCACCAAGGGCAGUCCCGGCGGGCGCUGCUGUCUCGUGUGGAGGUGGGCGGCACGGAAUUCUGCGGCGCUCGCCUGCGAGCCUACGGCCUGGACGUGCGCCGGCUCAAGUUCAAGAGGCUCACGAAGGACGGGGCGGGGAGACGGCGCGGGGGAGGGCGGCGGCAGAAAGGAGGAGGCGGAGCAGGAGGGCAGCAGGAGGGGAUGGGAGGAGACAGUGGGCAGCCGGAGAGCGAAGGGGGGGGAGCAGGAGGGCAGCAGGAGACACCGGGCAAAGCCGCACGGAGGAGGAGGAAGAAGAAGAAGAAGAGCCGAAGGGAGGAGAGUCACGGGGACGGUGCUGGCGGCAACGCAUGAAGAGAUCACCACCCCCCUCCCACCCCCCUCCCACCCCACCCCCACCCCACCCCCACCCCACCCCCCACCCCCCACCCCCACCACCCCAUUAUUGUUAGUCGUGGCCCAGGUCAUUCUCGGCUGUGGCUCUCAAAAGAAUCCAGCUUCAAGCCCCGUGCGCUGCUUCUGUGGAGCGUUGGUCCCAGCCUCAGCCGAGCCGCGGCUCAUCCCCCCGCUCAGCUGUGACUGGGCUGGGUGAGCGAAGCGCUCCCCGGGGAUCAUCGCUCCGUCGCUUUGUCACCUUGGUGGGGAGCCGGCCGGCCACCCUUGGGUCUGAUCGGACGUCGCUUAUCGUGGGGAAGUGCCGGGCUGUGAAAAAUAAAUCCCUUGCUUCCUACUAGCGCCGCGGUUAUUGACAGAUUCCUGGAGUUUCCAUUGGCUAAGGUGGUGGUGGGGUCGGGGACAGAUGGAGUGUUUUGUGGGCGGCGUUGAUCCGUUUCGGCCUCUUGCUCUUCAAGAGAGGAAGGUUCACAGCCUUGAUGCGUUUUAAUAAAAUUGUGUGAACAAAA